CAGGGGCAGACUGACCAUCUGGAAACUCGGGCACUGCCCGAGGGCCUGGGGUCAGUAGGGGGCUCCAUGAGAUGCCCCUGGUACAUUUUUCAUAGGCUUUUUUGAGUUUGGGCAAGGACACAGGGGCCCCAUGAUCCCCUAUUGCCCGGGGGCCCCAUGAGUUGUCAGUCUGCCCCUGGAAUCUGCCCCUGGUCAACGCCAUGCUGAGUAACAGCCCGCAAUAGGGAGCGUUGCGUCAGCCUAUUGGAUGUCU
Molecule: messenger RNA, 253 nt
Organism: Staurois parvus
Lineage: Eukaryota; Metazoa; Chordata; Amphibia; Anura; Ranidae
Source: the annotation of a GenBank genome assembly